Messenger RNA from Candidozyma auris, 1008 nucleotides. It is a transcript of the gene NIT2, whose product is annotated as putative hydrolase. Gene Ontology annotation, molecular function: hydrolase activity, acting on carbon-nitrogen (but not peptide) bonds, in linear amides. The transcript has a single exon. The record is from RefSeq and is a predicted model, not a curated record. Bases 1 to 1008 code for a protein of 335 amino acids. NCBI's taxonomy places the organism in Eukaryota, Fungi, Ascomycota, Pichiomycetes, Serinales, Metschnikowiaceae.
AUGAUCCAUUCAGCUAUUCGUCAAUUCACAACCUCAGCACUCAAAAUGUCCGCUUCAAAAUUGACAAUUGCCUGUGGGCAGAUGUGCUCUUCCUCGAAUCUUGCCGCUAAUGCCAGAGUAGCCACCAAGCUUAUAGACCAGGCUGUGGCGAAAAACGUCAAAGUGCUCUUUCUUCCUGAAGCAGCUGAUUAUAUCUCAAGAGACGCUGCUCAUUCUGUUCAAUUGGCCAACGAUAGCAAGGAUAAGUUUAUAAAUGUGUUACAAAACCACGUUCGUGCAAUUCACGACAGAGCUGAGGGAAAUGCUCAAGAAAAGGGGAUUUUUGUAGCCGUGGGCGUUCACGAGCCUGCUGAAGGAGCCAACAAGGGCAAGAAAGUUAGAAACAAUCAGCUUUGGAUAGACAAUCGUGGUGAAAUUGCCCACACGUAUCAGAAACUUCACUUGUUUGAUAUCAAUAUACCCAAUGGACCCAUUUUGAAAGAACUGAAUUCAGUUGAGCCAGGGCAGGAGAUUUUGCCUCCGUUCAAAAUCAACGAGGGUGAAUUUGCCAAAUUUUCCGUGGGGUUGGCUAUCUGUUACGAUAUCCGGUUUAACGAGAUGGCACUUCGGUUACGUCGAUUGGGUGCAAAUAUCAUCACCUUCCCAUCUGCCUUCACCACGAGAACUGGAGAGGCCCACUGGUUGAAAUUGGGCAAAGCUCGUGCAAUUGACUCUCAGUGCUACGUAGUGAUGGCAGCUCAGUGCGGAGAGCAUGAUGUGUAUGCUGAUGUUGAGGAAAACACCGCAGAGGGCAAGAAAGUGAGAGUCAGUUACGGCCAAUCGGUAAUCAUUGGCCCCUGGGGAGAGGUGGUGGCUAAAGGAGACACCUACUUGGAGCGCCCACAAGAAGAGAAGGAGUACAGCCAGUUGAUUGUUGGGGAAAUAGACUUGGACUAUGUGGAGAAGAUCAGAAGAGACUUGCCUGUUUUCACCCACAGGCGACCGGAGAUAUUUGGCUAUGAAGUGUGA